AUGAGAUGCAAAGUAUCUCAACCAGCACAACUUACUAACUUACUUGUACAUAGACUCCCACGAUUACUUUUUAAAUAUCCUGUUGUAAAUACCUUAUUUAUUCCCAGACGUCAUUAUUCCUUUAAUUUUUCAUUUAAAAAUAUACUAAAGAAAAUGACAGACCUUUCCCCAAGUCCAACAGAUUCCUUUAAUUAUACAGAAUUACAUUCAGCUUUACCAGCACAUUUUUUGGGUGGUAAUUCCGUGCUUAAUGCAGAACCUUCCCCAGUGACAGAUUUUGUCAAAUCACACCAAGGUCACACUGUUAUCACAAAAGUCUUGAUUGCAAAUAAUGGUAUUGGUGCCGUCAAAGAAAUAAGAUCCGUGAGAAAAUGGGCCUAUGAAACUUUCGGUGACGAAAGAGCUAUUCAAUUUGUUGCCAUGGCCACCCCAGAAGAUAUGGAAGCUAAUGCCGAAUAUAUUCGAAUGGCUGAUCAAUUUGUUGAAGUCCCAGGUGGUACUAACAACAAUAACUAUGCUAAUGUCGACUUGAUUGUUGAAAUCGCUGAAAGAACCGAUGUCCAUGCUGUUUGGGCUGGUUGGGGUCAUGCCUCUGAAAAUCCAUUGUUGCCAGAAAAAUUGGCUGCAUCUCCAAAGAAAAUUGUCUUUAUUGGUCCACCAGGAUCUGCCAUGAGAUCUUUGGGUGAUAAAAUCUCCUCAACUAUCGUUGCACAACACGCCAAAGUCCCAUGUAUUCCAUGGUCCGGUACUGGCGUUGAAGAAGUUCAAAUUGAUCCAGCUACAAAAUUAGUAUCAGUUAGUGACGAUGUCUACGCCAAAGGUUGUUGUACAUCCCCAGAAGACGGUUUAGAGAAAGCUAAGAAGAUUGGUUUCCCAGUAAUGGUUAAAGCCUCUGAAGGUGGUGGUGGUAAAGGUAUCAGAAAAGUCGAUAACGAAAAGGAUUUUAUCAGUUUAUAUAACCAGGCUGCCAAUGAAAUCCCAGGUUCUCCAAUUUUCAUCAUGAAAUUGGCUGGUGAUGCUAGACAUUUGGAAGUCCAAUUAUUUGCCGAUCAAUAUGGUACCAACAUUUCUUUAUUUGGAAGAGAUUGUUCUGUUCAAAGAAGACAUCAAAAGAUUAUCGAAGAAGCCCCAGUCACCAUUGCCAAUAAGGAAACUUUCACUGAAAUGGAAAAAGCAGCUGUUAGAUUGGGUAAAUUGGUUGGUUAUGUAUCUGCCGGUACUGUUGAAUACCUUUAUUCUUAUGCUGAAGACAAAUUCUACUUUUUGGAAUUGAACCCAAGAUUGCAAGUUGAACAUCCAACUACCGAAAUGGUUUCCGGUGUCAAUUUACCAGCCGCUCAAUUACAAAUUGCUAUGGGUCUUCCAAUGCACAGAAUCAGAGAUAUUAGAUUAUUGUAUGGUGUUGAUCCACAUUCUGCCACUGAGAUUGAUUUUGAAUUCAAGUCUCCAAACUCAUUAAUCACUCAAAGAAAGCCAGCUCCAAAGGGUCACUGUACUGCUUGUCGUAUCACUUCUGAAGAUCCUGGUGAAGGUUUCAAACCAAGUGGUGGUACUCUUCAUGAGUUAAAUUUCCGUUCAUCUUCAAAUGUUUGGGGUUACUUCUCGGUUGCCAACCAAUCCUCUAUCCAUUCUUUUGCUGAUUCCCAAUUCGGUCAUAUUUUCGCCUUUGGUGAAAAUCGUCAAGCUUCCAGAAAACACAUGAUUGUUGCCUUGAAAGAAUUGAGUAUUAGAGGUGAUUUCAGAACCACAGUUGAAUAUUUGAUCAAAUUGUUAGAGACCCCAGAUUUUGCUGAUAAUACUAUCACUACUGGUUGGUUGGAUGAAUUGAUCACCAAGAAAUUAACUGCUGAAAGACCUGAUCCUAUCGUUGCUGUUGUUUGUGGUGCCGUCACCAAAGCUCACAUUCAAGCCGAAGAAGACAAGAAGGAAUAUAUUGAAUCUUUAGAAAAGGGUCAAGUUCCAAACAAAUCCUUGUUGAGAACUAUUUUCCCAGUUGAAUUCAUUUAUGAAGGUGAAAGAUACAAAUUCACUGCCACUAAAUCUUCUGAAGACAAAUACACUUUGUUCCUUAAUGGUUCCAGAUGUGUUAUUGGUGCUCGUCCAUUAUCUGAUGGUGGUUUGUUGUGUGCCUUGGAUGGUAAAUCACAUUCCAUUUACUGGAAGGAAGAAGCGGCUGCCACUAGAUUGUCAGUUGAUGGUAAAACCUGUUUGUUGGAAGUUGAAAAUGAUCCAACUCAAUUGAGAACUCCAUCUCCAGGUAAAUUGGUUAAAUACUUGGUUGAAAGUGGUGAACAUGUCGAUGCUGGGCAAUCUUAUGCCGAAGUUGAAGUCAUGAAGAUGUGUAUGCCAUUGAUUGCUCAAGAAAAUGGUGUGGUUCAAUUACUUAAACAGCCAGGUUCCACUCUUAAUGCUGGUGAUAUCUUAGCCAUCUUAGCCUUGGAUGACCCAUCUAAAGUUAAACAUGCUAAGCCUUAUGAAGGUACCUUGCCAUCUAUGGGUGAUGCAACUGUCACUGGUUCCAAACCAGCUCAUUUAUUCCAACAUUAUGAUACUAUUUUGAAGAACAUCUUGGCUGGUUAUGAUAACCAAGUCAUUUUGAAUUCUACUUUGAAGAAUAUGAUGGAUAUCUUGAAGAACAAGGAUUUGCCAUACUCCGAAUGGAGAUUACAAAUUUCUGCUUUGCACUCCAGAAUCCCACAAAAAUUAGACGAAGGUUUGAAUUCCUUGAUUGAAAGAACCGAAAGCAGAGGUGCUGAAUUCCCAGCUCGUCAUGCUUUGAAACUUAUCAACAAGACUCUUGCCGAACCAGGCAACGAAUUAUUGAAAGAUGUUGUUGCUCCACUUGUUUCCAUUGCUGAUCGUUACCAAAACGGUUUGGUUGAACAUGAAUACGAUUACUUUGCUUCAUUGAUCAACGAGUACUGUGAAGUUGAAAGCUUGUUCAGUGGUGAAAAUGUCAGAGAAGAAGAUGUCAUUUUGAAAUUGAGAGAUGAAAAUAAAUCUGAUUUGAAGAAAGUUAUCAGCAUUUGUUUAUCCCAUUCUCGUGUCAGUGCUAAGAAUAAUUUAGUUUUGGCAAUUUUGGAUGCAUAUGAACCAUUGUUACAAUCAAAUUCCUCCACUGCUGUUGCCAUCAGAGAUUCUUUGAAGAAGAUUGUUCAAUUAGACUCUCGUGCUUGUGCCAAGGUUGGUUUGAAAGCUAGAGAACUUUUGAUCCAAUGUUCUUUACCAUCAAUCAAGGAAAGAUCCGAUCAAUUGGAACACAUUUUGAGAAGUGCUGUUGUUGAAACUUCUUAUGGUGAAGUUUAUGCCAAACACAGAGAACCAAAAUUGGAAAUUAUUCAAGAAGUUGUUGAUUCCAAACAUGUUGUCUUUGAUGUUUUGUCUCAAUUUUUGGUUCACCAAGAUUCAUGGGUCGCCAUUGCUGCUGCUGAAGUUUACGUUAGACGUUCUUACAGAGCUUAUGAUUUAGGUAAAAUUGAUUACCAUAUCCAUGACAGAUUGCCAAUUGUUGAAUGGAAGUUCAAGUUAGCACAAAUUGCUGGUUCUAGAUACAACGCCAUCCAACCAGCCAGUAGUGGUGAUGAUUCAACUACUAUGAAACAUGCUGCUUCUGUUUCUGACUUGUCUUUUGUUGUUGACUCCAAGAGUGAAUCCACUGCCAGAACCGGUGUCUUGGUUCCAGCUAGACAUUUGGAUGAUGUUGAUGAAAUUCUUUCUGCUGCUUUGGAAUAUUUCCAACCAUCUGAUGCCCUUUCUUUCCAAGCUAAAGGUGAUAGACCAGAUUUAUUGAAUGUUUUGAACAUUGUUGUCACCAAUGUUGAUGGUUAUUCUGACGAAGAUGAAUGUUUGAAGAGAAUCCAUGAAAUUUUGGAAGAAUACCAAGAUGACUUGGUUUUCGCAGGUGUUCGUCGUGUCACUUUUGUCUUUGCUCAUCAAAUCGGUUCUUAUCCUAAAUACUACACUUUUAGUGGACCAGAUUACGAAGAAAACAAGGUUAUUAGACACAUUGAACCAGCAUUGGCAUUCCAAUUGGAAUUAGGAAGAUUGGCCAACUUUGAUAUCAAACCAAUCUUCACCAACAACAGAAACAUUCAUGUUUAUGAAGCUAUUGGUAAGAAUGCUCCUUCAGAUAAGAGAUUCUUCACUAGAGGUAUCAUUAGAGGUGGUGUCCUUAAGGAUGAAAUCAGUAUUUCUGAAUAUUUGAUUGCUGAAUCUAACAGAUUGAUCAGUGAUAUUUUGGAUACUUUGGAAGUUAUUGACACCUCCAAUUCUGAUUUGAAUCAUAUUUUCAUUAACUUUUCUAAUGUCUUCAAUGUCCAACCAUCUGAUGUUGAAGCUGCUUUUGCUUCAUUCUUGGAAAGAUUUGGUAGAAGAUUGUGGAGAUUGAGAGUUACCAGUGCUGAAAUUAGAAUUGUCUGUACUGAUCCACAAGGUACUUCAUUCCCAUUGCGUGCCAUUAUCAGUAAUGUUUCCGGUUAUGUUGUCAAAUCUGAAUUGUACUUGGAAGUUAAGAAUCCUAAAGGUGAUUGGGUUUUCAAAUCUAUUGGUCAACCAGGUUCUAUGCACUUGCAACCAAUUUCUACCCCAUACCCAGUUAAGGAAUCUUUGCAACCAAAACGUUACAGAGCUCACAACAUGGGAACUACUUUUGUUUACGAUUUCCCAGAAUUGUUCCGUCAAGCUACUAUUUCCCAAUGGAAGAAGUAUGGUAAAAAGGCUCCAAAGGAUGUCUUUACUUCCUUGGAAUUGAUCACUGAUGAAAACGGUGCUUUGGUUGCAGUUGAAAGAGAUCCAGGUGCCAACAAGAUUGGUAUGGUUGGUUUCAAAGUUACUGCUAAGACUCCUGAAUACCCACGUGGCCGUUCUUUCAUCAUUGUUGCCAAUGAUAUCACCCACAAGAUUGGUUCUUUCGGUCCAGAUGAAGAUGAGUAUUUCAACAAAUGUACUGAAUUAGCCAGAAAAUUGGGAGUUCCGAGAAUUUACCUUUCUGCUAACUCCGGUGCAAGAAUUGGUGUUGCCGAAGAAUUGAUUCCAUUAUACCAAGUUGCUUGGAAUGAAGAAGGUUGUCCAGAUAAAGGUUUCAGAUACUUGUACUUGACUCCUGAAGCCAGAGAAGCCUUGGACAAAGAUGGUAAAGGUGAUACUGUUGUCACUGAACGUAUCGUUGAAGAAGGUCAAGAACGUCAUGUUAUCAAAGCCAUCAUUGGUGCUGAAAAUGGUUUGGGUGUUGAAUGUUUGAAAGGUUCUGGUUUGAUUGCUGGUGCCACCUCCAGAGCUUACAAAGAUAUUUUCACUAUUACUUUGGUCACUUGUAGAUCUGUUGGUAUUGGUGCUUAUUUGGUCAGAUUGGGUCAAAGAGCUAUUCAAAUUGAAGGUCAACCAAUUAUUUUGACUGGUGCUCCAGCCAUUAACAAAUUAUUGGGUAGAGAAGUUUACUCCUCUAACUUGCAAUUGGGUGGUACUCAAAUUAUGUAUAACAAUGGUGUUUCCCAUUUGACUGCCAGUGAUGAUUUGGCUGGUGUUGAAAAGAUUAUGGAAUGGUUAUCUUUUGUUCCAGCUAAGCGUGGUAUGCCAGUUCCAAUCUUGGAAUCUGAAGAUACUUGGGACAGAGAUAUCGAUUACUACCCACCAAAGCAAGAAGCCUUUGAUGUCAGAUGGAUGAUUGAAGGUAAACAAGUUGAAGGUGAAGAAUUCGAAUCUGGUUUGUUUGAUAAAGGAUCAUUCCAAGAAACCUUGUCUGGAUGGGCUAAAGGUGUCGUUGUUGGUAGAGCUCGUCUUGGUGGUAUCCCUAUUGGUGUUAUUGGUGUUGAAACUAGAACUAUUGAAAACAUGAUUCCAGCUGAUCCAGCUAACCCAAGCUCCACUGAAGCUUUGAUCCAAGAAGCUGGUCAAGUUUGGUAUCCAAAUUCUGCAUUCAAGACUGCACAAGCUAUUAAUGAUUUCAACAAUGGUGAACAAUUACCUUUGAUGAUCUUGGCCAACUGGAGAGGUUUCUCUGGUGGUCAAAGAGAUAUGUACAAUGAAGUCUUGAAAUAUGGUUCUUUUAUUGUUGAUGCCUUGGUUGAUUUCAAGCAACCAAUUUUCACUUACAUUCCACCAAAUGGUGAAUUGAGAGGUGGUUCUUGGGUUGUUGUUGAUCCAACCAUUAACGCUGAUAUGAUGGAAAUGUAUGCUGAUGUUGAUUCCAGAGCUGGUGUUUUAGAACCAGAAGGUAUGGUUGGUAUUAAAUACAGACGUGAUAAAUUGUUGGCUACCAUGCAAAGAUUGGAUCCUACCUAUGCUGAAUUGAAGGAAAAAUUGAACGAUUCUAAAUUGUCACCAGAAGAACAUGCUGAAAUCAGUAGCAAGAUUGUUAAACGUGAAAAGGCUUUGUUACCAAUUUAUGCUCAAAUUUCUGUUCAAUUUGCUGACUUGCAUGACAGAUCAGGACGUAUGUUGGCUAAAGGUGUUAUCAGACGUGAAAUUAAAUGGGUCGAUGCUAGACGUUUCUUCUUCUGGAGAUUGAGAAGAAGAUUGAAUGAAGAAUAUGUUUUGAAAUUGAUUGGUGAACAACUCAAGAAUGCUAAUAAGUUAGAAAAAGUUGCUAGAUUAAAGAGUUGGAUGCCAACUGUCGAUUACGAUGAUGACCAAGCCGUUAGUACUUGGAUUGAAGAAAGCCAUGCUAAAUUACAAAAGAGAAUCGAAGAAUUGAAACUCGAAAGUAAGAAAUCUAACAUUAUUAAAUUGUUACAAGAAGAUCCAUCAAAUGCUGCUUCUGUUAUGAAAGAAUUCAUUGAUAGAUUAUCUGAUGAAGAAAAGGAAAAAUUCCUUAAAAAUUUGAAUUAA
Molecule: messenger RNA, 6825 nt
Organism: Candida tropicalis MYA-3404
Lineage: Eukaryota; Fungi; Ascomycota; Pichiomycetes; Serinales; Debaryomycetaceae
Gene: ACC1
Product: acetyl-CoA carboxylase
Exons: 1
Coding region: 1-6825 (2274 amino acids)
Biological process (GO): fatty acid biosynthetic process
Molecular function (GO): ATP binding; metal ion binding; acetyl-CoA carboxylase activity
Source: RefSeq, a predicted model, not a curated record